This is a messenger RNA of Alternaria alternata, 590 nucleotides long. RefSeq lists its product as hypothetical. The record is from RefSeq and is a predicted model, not a curated record. NCBI's taxonomy places the organism in Eukaryota, Fungi, Ascomycota, Dothideomycetes, Pleosporales, Pleosporaceae. Bases 21 to 560 code for a protein of 179 amino acids. The transcript has a single exon.
ACACAGUCAUACAAUACAAGAUGGUCUGUAAGUACGCCCGCCUAGUCUACGAUUGCCAAUUGGACUGCAUUCGCAGCAAUUAUGGAGGUUUCCUUAGCCCAUCGACAGAAGACACAGUUCUUAUGCUAUGGUCCGCAACUUGUACAACCGCUGCGGAUCUAGUCGAGGUUUUAUGUCAUCUCGCAGGCACCUUUGGUCCUAAGGGACUAGAGGUAGCGGAUGCAUCGGACAGUGUGGCAUUGCUACAAGAGGCGCGCAAGGUUGCCGAGGAGAUGAUUAGUUUCCUGUCGGAUAAGCCCUAUUGUGCGCAAGAAGAGUCUAUGACUUCGGACGCAGUGCAGAUACCGGUUCGCAAGCAGAAGUUCUUGAUGAGCUUCAAGGCGCAUAUCGUUUGCAAAGCACUCGGAGACGUAGAUGCCGCUAUCGGUUAUCUAGAAGAUGCGAUCAAGUACUAUUCCGAGAGCCCAGAGAACCCGGUAGAGAAGUUGCAUGAGCUAAAAGCUGAGCGUGGAACGGGAAAUGAGGGAUCUGUUCCCAGGGUAGUACGAUGGACAAGUUAAAGUCGCGUUACAUAAGGCAUCGGCAAUGUA